AUGGUUAAUAUGGCAACAAUAGAUAUGCCAUGGAAAACUUUGGUUCCGUCUAAAAUACAUGUAUUGGGGUGGAGGGCGAUUCGAGAUAGGCUACCUACAAGGGAGAAAUUGGCAAAGAGAGGUAUCCUCACUAAGGAUAUAGACAAAGUUUGUGUGUUCUGUUCUCUUAUGGUAGAGUCAUUGAACCGUCUCAUGGUUGGUUGCCCAUUAUCAAGAGUUGUUUGGCAGAAAGUUGCUAGGUGGGUUGGGAUGUUGCUGGAGAAUUUUUCUGACAUGGUGGACCAUAUGAUAAGUUUCUACAGUGAGAUGGAAGGGAUGGUGGGGAAAAGGAAAAGAAUGUUGGUUUGGUUGGCUACAUGUUAA
Molecule: messenger RNA, 363 nt
Organism: Vicia faba (fava bean)
Lineage: Eukaryota; Viridiplantae; Streptophyta; Magnoliopsida; Fabales; Fabaceae
Source: the annotation of a GenBank genome assembly